Molecule: messenger RNA, 726 nt
Organism: Dermacentor silvarum
Lineage: Eukaryota; Metazoa; Arthropoda; Arachnida; Ixodida; Ixodidae
Exons: 5
Coding region: 25-579 (184 amino acids)
Biological process (GO): symbiont-mediated perturbation of host defenses
Molecular function (GO): amine binding
Source: RefSeq, a predicted model, not a curated record
UACGCUUAUCUCUAGCUGAAUACGAUGCAUAGCCAUUCGAGUACCACUGCAGUGUGCAUCGAGCUGCUUUUUCUCAUCGUUGCUGUGGAAGCUUCCCGGGGACCAAACGAGCUCCAACGAGACGUCCCAGACGCCUUCAAGACAUUUCAAGCCUUUGCCCAUCCCAUCGCGGCAAUGGGCAACGACAGCGACCCUGUUCUUGAGUGCGCCUCUGCACGCAGGGCAGAGAUUGAUCCGGAGACACAGACUGCUACGUACGUUUGGUCAUUGGCUGGAGAGGACGGCAAAGGGAGACAGCACAUUCCUUUUUACAAUAAGCCAGGUGAUUCACCGGAUGUCACUCUGUUCACCGUCGGCUCAAAAAGCGGUCCGGUUGAAGUUGGUCGCUUCCGCUACACGGACUACAAGAAUUGCGCCAUUCUAGAAAUGUCUCACUUCGGAGACCAAUGCGCACUUUGGGUCGCGUAUGAGGUGCGAGACUACAUCCCUGCAGUUUGUGUGGAACAAUACUUCGACAUAUGUGGUGAAGGCGUCUCAGUUUACUACAAGAAGGAGGCAUGCAAGGACGCCUACAACUAGGCACAGGUGCAGCAUGGCCGAAGCGACGACGGACAGACGCGACAUAGCGACUCUUCAUCGACCGAAUUCCGCGGUUACUCCUGUAAGCCAGGCGCAACCUUGGAAAUGCCCAAACGCUGAAACGUUUGGCUACGUCAAUAAACGCAA